Molecule: messenger RNA, 1224 nt
Organism: Boeremia exigua
Lineage: Eukaryota; Fungi; Ascomycota; Dothideomycetes; Pleosporales; Didymellaceae
Exons: 1
Coding region: 142-1065 (307 amino acids)
Source: RefSeq, a predicted model, not a curated record
GUUAGCCAUCUCGAGUCUUGUGAGUAUUCGACCUGGACACGCCGCUGAACAGACGAGCAACAAAGGGAAAAGGUUUAGGAAAUCUGCUGCAUGUCAUGUAUGACAGCAUGAACGUUGUCCUUGCCGAGCUCCGGUCGAUUUAUGCUGACAAGCGUUUACUUAUUCCAUACUGACCGCGCGAUCAAUGCAGCAAGGCUCCAAGCGAAGGAACAGAUCUUACCUCUGAGGCGACCAUGCAGCAACACAUACAACCCUAUAGUUGAGAUCGAACUCAAUUUCGCCGUUCUCGUCAUUGAAAAAGAGUUCUACACUCAAGGAUUUUGUUUCAACUUGGAUGGGAGUUCUACACUCGGUCGUCUCGGGCCGGCUCGGCUUGCUGAACAGGAGUUUUACACUCAAAAGAUCUCGAAGAGUUCUACACUCAAAAGGGUCUUAAAGAGUUCUACACUCAGAAGGUUCUCAACUCGGCUCGGCUUGCUGGAUGGGAGUUCUACACUCAGAAGGGACUCGAAGAGUUCUACACUCGGUCGUCUCGACUCGGCUCGGCUUGCUAGACGGGAGUUCUACACUCGGUCGUCGUCUCGACUCGGCUCAGCUUGCUGGACGGGAGUUCUACACUCAGAAGGGACUCGAAGAGUUCUACACUCGGUCGUCUCGACUCGGCUCGGCUUGCUGGACGGGAGUUCUACACUCAGAAGGGACUCAAAGAGUUCUACAAUCAGUCGUCUCGACUCGGCUCGGCUGGAUGGGAGUUCUACACUCAGAAGGGUUUUGAAGAAGAGUUCUACACUUAUAAGGGUCUCGGAGAGUUCUACACUCGGUCGUCUCGACUCGGCUCAGCUUGCUGGAGGGAGUUCUACACUCAGAAGGGUUUUGAAGAAGAGUUCUACACUCAGAGGGGUCUCGGAGAGUUCUACACUCGGUCGUCUCGACUCGGCUCGGCUUGCUGGACAGGAGUUCUGCACUCAAUCGUCUCGACUGGGUUUGCUGGGCAUGAGUUCUGCACUCGGCUUGCUGGACAGGAGUUCUGCACUCAAUCGUCUCGACUGGGUUUGCUGGGCAUGAGUUCUGCACUCGGUUUGCUGGGCAUGAGUUCUGCACUCGGCUUGCUGGACAGGAGUUCCGCACUCAGUUUGCUGGACAGGAGUUCUACACGCCCUUUGCUCGCUUAGAAAGUAUUGUUAUUGAUUACAGGAGUUGUUUGUCCGUUCAGGUUAACAGGAU